AUGGAAGAAUACAAACCCCCAGCUCUCCCCUCUCCAUUCAAUAAUACAACCCCACCACCGACCCUCCUCACCCAAGGCGCAGAAGCCCACCUCUACAAAACCACCUCUCUGAACCCCUCCAUACCCGCCGCCCUAAAGAUCCGCCCUUCAAAACCCUACCGCCAUCCCAUUCUCGACCGCCGACUGACCCGCGCCCGCAUCACCCAGGAAGCACGAUGUCUCGCGAAACUAGUACGCGAGGGCGUGAGCGUGCCGGCUCUCCUCGCCCUAGACUGGGAGGGACACGGCGGGGAGGAAGGCGGAUGGGGCGGAGCCUGGUUAAUGAUGGAAUGGAUCGAGGGUGACGUUGUGCGCGUCGCACUUGAAAAGUGGGAAGCGUGGAUGAAGAAGGCAUCGCUGGACGACCAGCAAACCCAGGCGCAGGAGGCACGUGUACGCGCUUUAAUGAGGAAAAUGGGCGCUGCCAUUGGUGCAUUGCAUAAGGCUGGUGUUGUGCAUGGGGAUUUGACGACGAGUAAUCUGAUGCUACGACCUGUCGAUGAGAAUGAUACCAAUGAGGUUGGGCUGGAUGGGGAUGUGGUGUUGAUUGAUUUCGGGCUUGCGUCGCAGAGUGCGCAGGAUGAAGACCGCGCGGUGGACUUGUAUGUCCUUGAGCGCGCGAUUGCGAGUACGCAUCCGCGCUCUGAGACUUUGGCGGAGGAUUUGAUUAUCGGAUACCGGGAUAGCUACAAGGGGGCACCUUCUGCGCUGAAGAGGUUGGAGGAUGUGCGUUUGAGAGGUCGCAAGAGGAGCAUGCUCGGUUAA
Penicillium salamii is the source of this 804-nucleotide messenger RNA. NCBI's taxonomy places the organism in Eukaryota, Fungi, Ascomycota, Eurotiomycetes, Eurotiales, Aspergillaceae. The record is from the annotation of a GenBank genome assembly.